This is a messenger RNA of Penicillium brasilianum, 1608 nucleotides long. The record is from the annotation of a GenBank genome assembly. Lineage: Eukaryota; Fungi; Ascomycota; Eurotiomycetes; Eurotiales; Aspergillaceae.
AUGCCCAUCCCAACGCGCUCCGCAUCACUCCGUGAGCCCCGGAAAUCGACAUCUAAUAUAGCUCGACCCACGGCCAACACUGCGACCCCGGCCACCGGUUCGGCCAAAGGAACUACCCGCCUAACGAAUGACAAGCCUCGAUCUUUUACCAACCCCUCGCCGGCCGAGGGGGUCUCCCUCAAGGAUAAUGCGGUCUAUAGUCGCGGACGAACCCACCUUCCUCAGCGCAGCAACAUAGCCCGAGACGAUCAAAAUGGCUCGGCACAGGUGCGGUUUCAGUCGUCAGAGACUAGACUUCCACAACGAGGAGAGACAUCGCCAAGGAGGCAGCCGCAGGCAAAUACGGGGGAGGAGAGACAGAGAGCGCCCUCGACGGCGAAACCGAGCGGUGCAGUGCCAACACGUCGCCAGAGCUUGAUACGACCGGGAGCUCUGAAGACAAGCGCAACCAAAGGCAAUGUACCGGCUCCAACAAAGGGUACGACGCCUACAUUCGUGCCGCCGUCCCCACGGAAGCCAUCCACAUUACGAUCGCCCACCCAGUCCUCGGCAGCCCACCGUCCACCCUCGCCCAAAAAGACGGAAAUGCUACCUCCCCCUCGGCCCAUGCGAUCUGCCUCUUUGAGACAACCUCGAGAACCUGUUUCCGGGGCCCCAGCCGCCGCUGUCCGAGGUCACGCCCGACACCGUAGCCAGAUGGUGCCCGCAAGUACGAAAUCAACCCAGCCCGACCCUUCUCCCGCCACUCAGACGCCUCGUGCGCAGUUCUCUGCCUACCAGCAACAUUACUCGCCCAGAAAACCUACCAAGCCUCCCACUCCGACUCCGGGAGUCACAUCUGGACCCGAUAGUCAUCUUAUUCCUACAUCCUGGCCAGACAUUGCCGCCUUGCAGACAGAACUCCUUCAGCUCAGUCUCUUCCACUCCAGUUCACUCCAGCAACAUGCAGAAUGGAAGGCAGAGUCUGAAUCGCGCUUGCGCAAAAAGUACGACGCCGUCGCUGAUCAAUACCGAUCUAUAUUGGUGGGCGAGAAAAGUCGCCAACACCAGCUGAACAUGCAGUCUUUAAUCCGUUGGGUCCAGAAUUGCCGCGACCAUCAGGGACCGCAUGGGUUCCCCGAGCAGAUCCAGAUAUUCUCCCAAGUCCUACAGGAAAUUUCAGACCUGGAAAUGAAUGGAAUGGGUGGCCGAUAUACUAAAGUCGUGACCGUCUUUGAAGACUGGUUCCAGCAAGCGGAGUCUAUUCAGCACCAGCGCGAGACAUCGGGGACAUUUGAUGGCACCAUUUUCAUCGACCCACUCGGCAAAACCUGGAAAGAGGAGGUGCACGCUCUACAGGCUAAGUUGGAGCUCUGCGCUCGACACCUCCAGAGUCUGGAUAUCCUGGGGUUUGGCGAAGUGGAACAGUUACCGCAGUCGGCGCUUACGCGUGUGUCCCAAGGUCUGGCGGAGUCGAUUCGAUUGAUGUUACAGGAGAUCCGUGCUAUGCGAUGUUUGGAAGCGGAGAUUGUUCGUUCGGAGAGGGAGUGUGUUUGUCGGAUUGCGACCGAGUUGACUGGGUCGAAGCGGGAGAUAAAUGCGCCACGAGUUGGGAUUUGGAGGUCUUGA